Ostrinia nubilalis (European corn borer) is the source of this 3918-nucleotide messenger RNA. Its product is annotated as nose resistant to fluoxetine protein 6-like. The transcript has 14 exons. Gene Ontology annotation, molecular function: acyltransferase activity, transferring groups other than amino-acyl groups. The record is from RefSeq and is a predicted model, not a curated record. The coding region runs from base 187 to 2337 and encodes 716 amino acids. Lineage: Eukaryota; Metazoa; Arthropoda; Insecta; Lepidoptera; Crambidae.
GAUAGUGACGCUCGGCGCCCGCGCACAACACGCACACACCUGUAUCAGGCGGAUUAGUUCUCGCAACUCGCGCUCUUAGGAAUGGACAAACGACAAUCAUAACUCAAAAUAAGCUUGAAAAAUAUGUUUUUAUUCAGAUGAUCAGAGAGCAAAGCAUUUGAAGUGCGUGGACUCAGUGAAGACAAUAUGUGUGAUAAAAUGAAGUUACUGUUCGUCUGUUUGGUGGCGCUCGCGCACCAAACUGCGUCCGAAGAUGUGAUCUACACAUUAACUAAGGAGGAGUACUCGCGCAUGCCUCCCGCCAACCACCUGGACCACUUCGACCACUGCGUGCAGCAGCCGAGAGGCACCUUCUGCACCGCGCACGCCGACCUGGUCUCCGACGGGCCCAGCGAACUGCUCCACAUGAUCAAGGCGUACUCGGCGCACGUCACCACGCACUACAACUACACGAAGCUAAAGUACGGUCUGUGCCUGACCCAGACCUGUCGCCAGUUCUACAACGGCAGCGAGAGCGAAGACGACCUCAGAGUGGCCACGGAGGCCUGCCUCAACCACACCCUGGCUGCCGAGUAUGGCCUUAAGGCUAGGGUCACGGAGCUGAACUGCUACUUCGAGCACAAGAGCAAGUACUCGGUGGACUGGCUGGACCGGCUGGUGGUGCUGCUGCUGCUGGCCAUCGUGGCGGCCAACGUGCUGGGCACCGUCUACGACUCAAGCAGGGACGAGACGAAGCCAGGAAACCCUAUGUUGCUGGCGUUCUCAAUCCCCGGGAACUGGAAGCAGCUGAUGUCGGACGGCCCCUCGGACCCCCACGUGGAGCUGUUAAAACCUCUGCAUGGAAUCAGGGUGAUCACUGCAAUUCUAGUGAUAUUGGGCCACACGCCCGUCCCGCUUCUGAUCGCAUCCGAAAACCCCGUGUGGGUAGAAAAAGCCUACGACUACCCUCCGAUGCACAUCCUGCUGCAAGGCCACCUCAUCACGCUGACCUUCUUCCUCAUCUCCGGCUUCCUGCUCGCCUACAACUUCCAGCUGAUAGCCGAGAAGACCAAGUUCACAUGGAAACUUCUCCCGAGGGCCAUCUUGAACAGAUUUUUGAGAGUGACACCAAUAUGCAUCAUGGCGCUCUUGCUCACCGCCACUUUGAUGAGGCACACCACACAAGGACCAUUUUGGGAGGAGAUCAUAGGAUGGGAGGUGCGAGACUGCCGCAACUACUGGUUCUACAACUUGUUCUACUUGAACAACUACAUCGACCACUCGCAGUGCAUUCUCCAGACAUGGUACCUGGCGUGCGACAUGCACCUGCACAUCAUCGGCAUGGCUGUGAUUCUGCUGUCACCCAGCACUAGGGUGCGCUGGUGGGUCAUGGGUGCGCUCUACGUCAUCGGCACGCUCUGGCCGGCCUACCACAUCUACACCAUGGACCUGGACGCCACACUACUCGCCAACCCCUCCACGAUGACUUCGUUCUUCAUCUCGAACCCGACGUUCAACUACAUCUACAAGCGCACGCACGGCAACAUGCCCACUUUCGUCACGGGCAUGGCUCUCGGCUACCUGGUCUACGACUGGCAGAAGAAGAACAUCUUCUCAAAGGAUUUGUCGAGAUACCGCAAGUUCUACUUGCUGCUGUUCCCUCUCCUGCUGCUGGUGACGACGUCGGCGGGCAUGCUGUACUGCGGCAACCGGCCGCGCGCGCCUGUGUGGGCGCGCCUGCUGUUCGCGCCCAUCGUCAAGCCGAUGUUCGUGGGCUGCGUGUCUCUGACGCUGCUGGGCGCCAUGUUCAAGAUUGACAGGAUAUACCGACAGUCGCUGGUGUGGAGACCCUGGACGCCGCUGGCCCGCAUAAGCUACUGCAUCUUCUCCUUCCACGUGAUGGUGCUGAGGUUCCUUGGAGGCACCAGGACCACUCUGAACUACCUCUCGUACUCCCACACGACGCACGACUACAUCGGGGUCACAAUCCUGACGAUCAUAAUGGCGACGGUAUGCUACCUGCUCGUGGAGGCUCCGUUCGCUCAGUUGGUGAGGAUAUUGUUGUCCUCGAAGCCACGACAGAAAGCCGCGGUCAAUGGUGCCAACGCAAACGAAGCUGUAGGAAAUGGAGCUGCAGGAAAUGGAAUUGCAGGAAACGGUACUGUCUCAAAUGGAACAGUAGAUGCAGUUGUAAAGAACGGUACGGCAAAUGGAACGGCAGUUAACGGAAUUUCAGCCAAUGGAACUACGCUUAACGGAACUGGAACUACGCUGAAUGGUACUUCAUUCAAUGGGUCAGCACUGAAUGGCCACGCUUUGAAAGAACAAGUAACAACGGCUAAAGAUAAAGAUGCGUAGAUGUUACUAGUAUUAAAGGUAGCAAUUGCAAAGGCAUGAAAAAUAAAGAUAAUUACAAAUUUUGUUACAUGUACAGGGUGUUAGGUAAAUGGGUAGGUAUAUUAGCCGACGCUAGCCCAUGUUAACUUAUGCAUAUAAAUGGUAUGGCGAAGUCAGAAAGAUUUCAUCAUUUUAAUUUUUUAAAUGUUCAUACAAAAUAAAAUUUAUAAAAUCAGAUUUGUGUCGGCUCAUAUAUCCAUUUACCUAACAUCCUGUAUAGCAAUGGAUGUAACAUUUCGUCUAAAGCUAUAUUAUCAUGGGUUUUGUCAACGAUACUGAUUUUUGUAUACUUAGCAGUAGUAAUGAUACGUGCAAGUACUACAAGGCUCUAUAAAUAUAAAACUACUGUUAGGCAUUCCAGAAAAUGGCUGUAUGAUCAAAUAUUUCAUAGUUUAAGCUAUGGGUGGAAGUAUAAAUGAGAAUGUUAGCUAAUUAAUAAAUACUAUUAUACAUCUAGACAACGUAGAAAUCAUUUUGUUAUCAAGAUCGAUUCGAUAUAGAGUUCUGCGAAGGUAUUUCGUUAUUAGAAAGUAUCGCAGCGAAAGUAUUACAUAACGAAUCCAUAUUAAAUAAUAAUGUGAUUAUCUAGAACUAGAUUGUAGGCACUUGCCUAAAAUAUUGUUGCCAUUAAUUUAAUUUAGGUUUAUGUUUUAUACAUGCCAAUCGGAAUAUUAGAAUUAGGAGCCGAAACUAGGGAAUAACUGCAAUAUGUAGUAAAAACCAGCGGGGUAAUUCAAAUGCAUUUGUCGACAGUAGAAAUCGUCUGUCAAAUAAUUUUCUAGUAAUCAAUUUUGAACUGAUUGUCAAGGUAAUACAGUUGAAAAUUGAAUAUCAAAGCCAGACGAUUCCUAAUGUCAUUCUGCCGAUAGUAGAUGCCAAAUUUCCAAUAUCAGGUCUUUUGAUUCUUGUCGUAUUAAUUCAAUCGUUAGUCUAAAGUUAAACGUACGACCCGGUCAAGUUAACUGCGCACUUGGCAGCCGUGACGUCACAUCGACGCUCUGGUAUAGGGCGAACGCAGGGAGGUGUGCGGGUAAGUGGGAGGGAGAGUCGCAUUCCAGCGAGGUGCGCUUAGCUCGAUCGGGUUGUAGUAUGAUAACAACGAGCACAUAUUUACUAAAUAUGAGAUACACACUGUCAAAACGCAAUUCCAUAGAUAAAAUAUCAUUCUUCCGAUUACUUGUCACCCUACCGUAAUCGGAAGAAUGAUCUAAAAACAACGUAACCCUUUAACUAUCGAAAGGCCUCCUAGCCCCCGGAUCUCAAAUGUUGACCUUAUUCAAAAUAUCACAACUUUCAAAAUAUUGAAACUGCACUUCGCAUAUUUCUGCCAAUUCUGCCAACUCUUUUGAGGAGUGAUGUCAUAAAAAAUUGCCGCAUCGUAUAGAUCCUUUACUCUAAAGCACCUAGUCAAGGCAUAAUUGUAUAACUGUGGUGAGUAUUUUGUGAUGUAUCAAUGUUUUCAUUUGUACGUUUAAUGAAUGUAAUUUUAUUAGUUGUUAUAAAUAAGGUGGCUGUAAUAAUAAAUUGUUUUCACGUUUUUAA